CUUGGCGACGCACGAUGGAACCCGACGCUGACUUUGACCGGGCGCUCGAUGUAGCCCUCGGCUUUGCCCCCCAAGCGACCGCAGACGACCGUGCUCGUGCGAUGGCUUUCCUCGCGCCCUACAAGACGCAGCUCGUAGCGCUACAGCUGCUCCAGACCUCAACCGACGAGAAGCGUCUGUGGUUUGCAGUGGCAACGUUAGAAGGUCUUGUGCGAUCGCCGGUCGAGCUCGACUUGCAGCAGCUCGUAAGCUUCAUUUGGACAGCUGUACUUGAGCCAGCACCCGGGAUGCCGUCGUACGUCGUGUCGAAGCUGCGGGUUGUGCUUGUCUACGUCGUCUUGCGCCAAGACGCGUUGAUCCAAUUUCUCAGCCAGCUUCAUGAAACAAUUGCGGCUCCAAAGUCGUCAACGUACCACCACGCGGGCCUCGAGUUGCUCGCCGUCGUGUGCGAAGAAAUUUGCGUCUCGCACGACGACGCACGAGGGCUCUUUCCGACACUCACAAAGGACCGAACGCGGCAGCGCGCGCAGUUCCAGACGCAGCUCGACGCGCUCGUCAAUUUGACGACGAACGUGCUAUCGGAUGUCGCGUCCAAGCUGCAGGCACCGUUGCCCCACACUGCUGCUUUCCACGACGCGGUGGCCACCACCGCGCUGCGCAUCUUGGGGCAACUCUAUACACUGGACAUGCCGCAAUACGCAACACCGGCCACCCUUCAAAACACGAUCGAUUUGCUCUUUGCGCUCGCGGCGAACCGCGCCAAGGUUGCAGACAGCGCUCGCUUCGCCAUGGAUACGUCGUCCCAAGCCGCUUGUGACACGCUUGUGGUCUUCGUGGCGAAGAAAUGGGCGCACCAGGUCACGGAUGUGGUCAUCGAACGUGUCCUUUGCGGGCUCCUCUCGCUCCUGGAAUGCUGCGACGCAUCCGCAAUGGCAGCCAUGGCGGAGCCAUACCUCGACAAAGUCUCGGGCCUCACGGAGGCAUUUCUCACGAAACAUUUGCGCCGGCUUGAAUCCCCCACGCUUGCUUCGGGACUCACUGACCUUCUUGCUGCCGUACUGCGUCUCACGCAGCACCAGCCGCACGUUUCAGGCCUCUUUCACUGCCUCACAGUCUGGGAAAUCUUUGUCUCCCACGUCGAGGAAGCCGAAGCCCAUGGAGCGCUGCAGCCCGCGCUACUGCGGUCGUACGAAGGCGGUCUCGUUGGUGUCAUGAUGCACUUGGUGGACCGAAUGCUCUAUUCGACGAAUGAGGCCCAACUCGAAGAACUUGAUGACGAGCCACAGCCAGCGCCCGAGGCUCUACCAGUCGCCGUUGGCGUCGAGCUUGCAGGUGAAAGCGACAACUUGCUCAACGCGAUCCGCACCGGCGCCCUCCAAGACCAGGCGCAAGAGUCCGCAGAGAUGUCGGAUCUUAAGGCCUUCGUCUUCGAGUGCUUCUCGCUCGUUCGCCGGAUUGCGCAGUUACCGUUCUGUGCGCCGCCGCUGCUUGAGAAGAUGCUACCAAUCGUGCAAGCGCAAUCUGCACAUUUUUUGGAGAUCCAUGCUGCGCCAAUUCCGUCGGGCGAUGCCAAGCAAGCUCAAAUGAUUGCGGUCCGCGAUUUGACUGUGUCAUGCGCGCUUUUAUCGUGCGUCGCGGCACAACACUACAGCGCGAGCAACGCCAUUUCGGACAAGAUGGCAGGCUGGUCGAUUUUGCGCCUCUUCUUGCAGCUCGCCGAGUACAUUGUGGGACACCGACUGCAUACGCGUGGUCCUGCCUUUGUCGAGCUCGAGUGUGAGGUCCUUGCGUGCGUUCGGCUCUGCAUGAGCUGCGUUCCAUUCGUGCUCCAGUCAGGUGCGACAAACGACGUGCUCAACGUCAUGGAGUCGGUCGUUCAAGUCAUCCUCCAAACGCUUGAUACGUCGAUUGUUCCGUCUCCAUCGGCUGUCAUGCAAGCGGCUCUUCAUCUGCUUGCAAGCGUCGGUGCGGUUGUUCCGCAUGGCCUUCACGGGUCGAUCGCAGCCAUGGCGACUUUGCGCUCGACGCUUCCUCGCUUCAGCCUACAUCUUCCGCCUCUCAUUCAAGCCAACUUGUACACGGCGGUUUCCAACGCGAUUCUGCAGCCAUCAGCGACCGAGGUCGAGUGGGUGUCCGCAUACGAGGCGAUCGUUGCUCCUGUCGUCACUUCGUUUGUCGAGUCGACGGUCGCGCUGCAGCAAAAUGACCAGCGCGUUGGGAGCACAUCGCUCUUGACGCAGCUGACGCGAGAUGUGUCAAUCUGCCGUGCGCUUGCGACGUCGAUUCGCCUCAAGCCCAAGGCCAUGAAGUUGUCCUUCGCGACGCACGUGAUGCCCGUCAUGUCCACUGCUCUCUCGCUCGUGCGCCUGUACCUCACGUACCUGCACCAGAAUGUAAACACGCCGAAAGCACCUCUUGCAACGGCUGUCGGCGCAACGAACGAGCUUGUCGGGCUCUAUACGGAUGUGCUCAACUCAAUUCGGAAGGAAAUGCCCACGGAGCUCAUUCACCGCAUCAUCGCGACCUUCGUCGAGCUCUUCCAGCACGCGCCACUUACUGCGGCGCUCGAAUCGCUCGGGGCUUCAGGCACUGCCGUGCUCUGCGGCUUCCUGAAACUGCUUCGCAUUCUCGUCGAAGAGAGCACCUCCACGUUUGCAAACCUUCUCCAGAGCAUUUUGGAUCUGUGUUUCGGCCCGCUGCACGAGCUCAUUUUUGCGCACAAGCACUAUGACACGGUCGUCCCAUUCUUCAUCGCUCUCAUGGAGCAGAUCUUGGAGAAGCACUACCGCUUCUUUGUGGUGUCCCGAAUGACAUUUGACGACGCGGGCGCCGACGCAAGGCAUUCGCGAACGACGACGCCCGCCGGUACUUCGUGUCGAUACUUCAAGCCGUCGGGACGAUCUUUACCCAAGCCGCGCUGCCGCCAUACGUGUGCAAGCAAAUUGUCCAGCUCCUCGAGCGCAUUCACAAGACGCACCAGCUCUUCGAUUUUGACGCGUUUCAAGACCAAGUGCGUCUGCCGUAUCUGCACACGCUUUUGAAGCUUCUCAUCAGCGGUCACGUGGACCUCCUCCGCGAAGAGCUUUGUGUCCUUCUCUUUCGCAUUGCGUCCGUGGACUUCCCAAGCUUUUACAACAACGCGCUCCACGCCUUUAUCGCGGAGACGUUCCCGAACCUUGAUGCGAGCCAAACGGAGCGCGUGCUCAGCAGCUGGGCAGGCCAAAGCGACGAGCCGAGCUUUCUCCAAGAACUUGCCAAUUUCCUCAACGACGUCCGCGUGAUCCAGAAUGAGCGCCAAACAGCAUAACGCGCGUUCGCAGUCAAACCGAUAAACGAUUGAAUGAUAGCAUGGGUCAUGCA
Saprolegnia parasitica CBS 223.65 is the source of this 3360-nucleotide messenger RNA. RefSeq lists its product as hypothetical. The transcript is spliced from 9 exons. Gene Ontology annotation, molecular function: nuclear export signal receptor activity. Gene Ontology annotation, biological process: protein export from nucleus. The record is from RefSeq and is a predicted model, not a curated record. The coding region runs from base 15 to 3041 and encodes 1008 amino acids. NCBI's taxonomy places the organism in Eukaryota, Oomycota, Saprolegniomycetes, Saprolegniales, Saprolegniaceae.